Messenger RNA from Nothobranchius furzeri (turquoise killifish), 4641 nucleotides. It is a transcript of the gene ube4b, whose product is annotated as ubiquitination factor E4B, UFD2 homolog (S. cerevisiae). Gene Ontology annotation, molecular function: ubiquitin-ubiquitin ligase activity. Gene Ontology annotation, cellular component: cytoplasm; nucleus; ubiquitin ligase complex. NCBI's taxonomy places the organism in Eukaryota, Metazoa, Chordata, Actinopteri, Cyprinodontiformes, Nothobranchiidae. The record is from RefSeq and is a predicted model, not a curated record. Gene Ontology annotation, biological process: protein polyubiquitination.
AAAGUCACGUGAUGCAGAGUGGAACCAAAAUGGCCGCUGUUGUAUUUUGACGUAUAUAAGCUAGCUACUUUUCUUUUUGUUUGAUUCUUGGUAUAACAAGGAAAACUACCAAACGGGAGACGGUUUGGAGGAUCUGUAUCUUGCCAUUAUUCAUACAUCGGUGUCCUAGUUUUUAUCUUAAGGACAAUCAAGACUGACCGUUAUUCGUUCAACGUGUUAAACUAUGCAUAUUCUGGCUGACACACAGAAGCAACUGAAAGUGAAAUAGCUAGCUUUAGCUGCGGUGAUGGAGGAGUUAAGCGCAGAUGAGAUUCGCAGAAGGCGACUGGCACGACUGGCGGGAGGACAGACAUCGCAGCCCAGCACCCCUCUUAGCACACCCCUAACAUCCCCUCAGAGAGAGACUCCCCCUGGACCCCUCCCAGGACCCUCAGGUGUUGCACCCCAACCUGUACCAUUAGCUGCCUCUCAAUCAUUGGGGCUCAAUGUCCACAGUGGCACUCCUGCCACUUCCCCCAUGGGCACCUCUGGGGUGGCAUAUGGCAGUCAGAGCAGCGAAGGUGUGAGCUCCCUCUCCAGCUCCCCCUCAAACAGCCUCGAGACGCAAUCCCAGAAUUUGUCCCGAUCACAGAGCAUGGACAUUGACCCUGCCUCCUGUGAAAAGAGCAUGUCCCAGGUGGAUGUAGACUCAGGGAUCGAGAACAUGGAGGUGGACGACAGUGACCGCAGGGAGAAGAGGAACUUAACUGAAAAGGAAAUGUCUGCUAACUCCGACAUCUCCGAGGAACAGGCUUUGCAGCUUAUUUGUAAGAUCCUUCGCGUUUCGUGGAAGGAGCAGGAUAGAGACGUCAUCUUUCUCCCUUUGCUGGCUGCAGAGUUUCAACGGAACCCUAAAGAUGUGUACUCUGACUUCAAAGACCUCAUCAGCCAGAUUCUGGUUGAAGUCCUAAUGAUGUCAUCCCAGUCAAAUGUCCACAACCCGUUCGCCAGCUUGACCGCCACCUCGCAGCCAAUAGCCACAGCGAAAUCCCCCGACCAUCGUCUGACACUGGUGCAGCUCUCGAGCCAAGGUGGCAGCCCGAUGGGCCCCAGCGCGGGGUCUUUUGGAGCCAGCUCUCUGUCCAGCCUAUAUGGGUGUGGUAGUCCUCAUCCAGUGGCUUUGGAUGCAGCCAGCAGGACUUGCCCAUCUCUCUCCACCCCCGCUUCAUCCACUGUGCCUUCAACACCGUGUCCUCCACAGUUCAUUGUUCCCCCCAGCCCCCCCACUACUGUUACUCCCAGACACUCCCUCAAUCCCCCAUCUGCUCCCGUGCCCAUCUCCCAGCGGUAUCGACCCUACUCUGUCACCACAUCCUGGGGAGCUUCUUCCCCUAUGAGCCCAGGUCAGAGAGGAUUUAGUUUCCCUGGACCUUCACCCAGCCCAGCUGGGCCCUCUGUUCCUCCCAACACCCCAGUUCCUGCUGCACCACUCAGCCCCCAGUCUCUCUCCAUGAGCUCACUAAGAGCUCCCUUCUAUCCUGCUUCCACAACCACUUCUGUGGUUCCAUCUUCUCCCAGAAUGAAUGCUCGACCGGCUGCCUUUGGUACCAGGAUUCCACCCUCUAGCCCCUUGUCGUUCCUGUUUUUUGCCCUUUCUGACAUGUCUCAAGACAGCAGUGAUGAAGAUUCUGAGGAGGAGGAGGAUUUUUCACAGGUUCAGUUUGGUUCCAGUCUGGGUGCAUGUGGAGGGGGGAUGUCGAGCGAUUCAGCCAGCGACCGCUUCACCAUCGAAGCGUGCAAAGAGACGGAGAUGCUGAACUACCUCAUUGAGCGUUUUGACAGCGUUGGCAUGGAGGAGAGGAAAGCUCCCAAGAUGUGUAGCCAACCAAAUGUCAGCCAGCUUCUCAGUAACAUCCGCUCCCAGUGCAUCUCCCAUGUUGCCCUGGUCCUGCAGGGGGCCCUGACCCAGCCACGGAGCUCCCUCCAGCCGUCUCUCCUGGUACCUUACAUGCUGUGUCGGAACCUCCCUUAUGGCUUUAUACAGGAGCUGGUGCGCAUUACCCAUCAGGAGGGAGAGGUGUUCAGGCAGAUCUUCAUUCCCAUCCUCCACGGGCUUGCACUUGCUGUGAAAGAAUGUUCAUUUGAUAGUGACAACUUUAAAUUUCCCCUCAUGGCAUUAGCUGAGCUUUGUGAAAUAAAGUUUGGGAAGACUCAUCCUAUGUGCAGCUUGGUUACAUCUCUUCCUCUGUGGUGUCCCAAACCUCUGAGUCCUGGUUGUGGCAGAGAGAUCCAGAGACUGUCCUAUCUUGGAGCAUUCUUUAGUCUUUCUGUAUUUGCUGAAGAUGAUACCAAAGUAGGAGAUAAGUAUUUCUCUGGCCCAGCCAUCACCAUGGAGAACACACGAGUCGUCAGCCAGUCUUUGCAGCACUAUCUGGAGUCAGCCAGGGGUGACUUGUUCAAAGUUCUCCAUAACAUCCUGCUGAAUGGAGAAACACGGGAGUUGGCUCUUAACUACAUGGCAGCUCUAGUCAACUACAAUGUGAAAAAAGCUCAGAUGCAGACAGAUGACAAGUUGGUGUCGACAGAUGGCUUCAUGCUCAGCUUCUUAUGGGUGCUGCAACAGCUGAGCAUGAAGAUCAAGCUGGAGACGGUGGAUCCUUUCUACAUUUUCCAUCCACGAUGUCGCCUCACUGUCAAUCCAGAAGAAACUCGCCUGAAAGCCACCAUGGAGGAGCUCAAGAGCUGGCUAACAGAGCUGCAUGAAGAUCCCUCCAAGUUCUCCGAGCCCAAGUUCCCCACCGAGUGUUUCUUCUUGACACUUCACACACACCACUUGUCCAUCCUGCCAUGCUGCCGGCGCUACAUCCGCAGAUUGCGUGCCAUUCGUGAACUUAACAGGACUGUAGAGGAGCUCAAAAACAGUGAGAACCAAUGGAAAGAUUCUCCCCUGGCUAGUCGGCAUAGAGAAAUGCUCAAGCGAUGCAAAACCCAGCUCAAGAAACUAGUGCGAGCCAAAGCUUGUGCUGACGUGGGCCUUCUGGAUGAGAACCUGCUCCGCAGAUGUUUGCAGUUUUACAGCACAGUCAUCCAGCUCAUUCUUCGCAUGGUGGACCCUGCCUACCCCAAUAUUACGCUGCCACUGAAUCCUGAGAUUCCCAAAAGCUUCGCUGCUCUGCCGGAGUUUUACGUUGAAGAUGUGGCGGAGUUUCUGCUAUUUGCUGUGCAGUACUCUCCACAGGUUUUAUAUGAGCCCUGUGUCCAGGAUGUUGUCACCUUCUUGGUGGUGUUCAUCUGCAGUGAGAACUACAUCAGGAACCCCUACCUUAUCGCCAAGUUGGUGGAGGUGUUGUUUGUCACCAACCCUGCUGUACAACCUCGUACUCAGAGAUUCUCUGAAAUGAUGGAGAACCACCCGUUGUCCAUCAAACAUCUGGUCCCUGCUCUCAUGAAGUUUUAUACAGAUGUGGAGCACACCGGUGCCACCAGUGAGUUCUAUGACAAGUUCACCAUACGGUACCAUAUCAGUACGAUCUUCAAGAGUCUUUGGCAGAAUAUUGCCCAUCAUGGCACCUUCACGGAGGAGUUCAACUCUGGCAAGCAGUUUGUGCGCUACAUCAACAUGCUGAUCAAUGACACCACCUUCCUGCUAGAUGAGAGCCUCGAGUCCCUGAAGCGUAUUCACGAAGUUCAAGAAGAGAUGAAGAACAAGGAGCACUGGGAGCAGCUGCCCAGGGAGCAGCAGCAGAGCCGACAGUCCCAGCUGACUCAGGAUGAGCGAGUUUCUCGUUCCUAUCUGGCCCUCGCUACAGAAACGGUGGAAAUGUUCCACAUUCUCACCAAACAAGUUCAGAAGCCUUUCCUCAGGCCUGAGCUGGGGCCUCGUUUAGCUGCCAUGCUGAACUUUAACCUGCAGCAGCUCUGUGGGCCUAAGUGUCGGGACCUGAAAGUGGAGAACCCGGAGAAGUACGGCUUUGAGCCCAAGAAGCUCCUGGACCAGCUGACUGACAUCUACCUUCAGCUAGACUGUGCCCGCUUUGCAAAAGCGAUUGCAGAUGAUCAGCGAUCAUACAGCCGUGAACUUUUUGAGGAGGUGAUCUCUAAGAUGAAGAAGGCUGGUAUUAAGUCCUCUAUUGCCAUUGAGAAAUUCAAGCUGCUAUCAGAGAAGGUGGAAGAAAUAGUCGCUAAGAACUCCCAGUCUGAAAUGGACUACAGCGACGCACCUGAUGAGUUCAAAGACCCUUUGAUGGACACACUGAUGACUGACCCUGUCAUGCUGCCUUCGGGGAACAUUAUGGACAGAUCCAUUAUAUUGCGCCACCUGCUCAACUCCCCCACUGACCCCUUCAACAGGCAGCCGCUCACAGAGAGCAUGCUGGAGCCAGUACCUGAACUGAAGGAGAGAAUCCACGCCUGGAUGAGAGAUAAGCAGGGUGGACGGCCGAUCUGAGGACCAUGUCGCUGGCGUCUGUCCCGCUUAUCAUCAUGAAGGGAUCUGUCCAAAUCGCCUGAGUUCAGUAUCACUGCUAUCAACGAGAACAGCUUUGGAAUUGGGGGAAUUAAAGGAGAUCUGAUUGGGUUUUUAUUUGCAUUUACCCUUUUUUGUCUCCAACCAUUGUCAUGGUUCUAAACGCAAAACAUAAUAAAGUUAAGACUUUUAAGUUU